AUGGCUUUCGCAGAGAACUCACCACUGACCCCUCACCGCCGCGACCUCUGCAGCCGCUCUAUCUGGCUAGCAAGGAAGAUCCGUUCAGACCUGACUACUCUUAUGGAAUCUUAUGUCAGCCAUCAGGGUCUGAACAAGAACAUCAACCUGGACUCUGUGGAUGGAGUGCCAAUGGCCAGUACUGAUCAGUGGAGCGAACUGACGGAGGCACAGCGACUCCAGGAGAACCUCCAGGCAUAUCGUACCUUCCACGUUAUGUUGACCAAGCUUCUCGAAGACCAGCGGGUGCAUUUCACUCCAACUGAGGGCGACUUCCACCAAGCGAUACACACCCUGCUCCUCCAAGUCGCCGCCUUUGCUUACCAGCUCGAGGAGCUGAUGGCCCUUCUGGAGCACAGGAUCCCUGCUGUUGAGGCUGACAAGAUGCCUGCUGUUGGCGAUGGUGGUCUCUUUGAGAAAAAGCUGUGGGGUCUGAAAGUGCUACAAGAGCUUUCCCACUGGACAGUGAGGUCUAUCCAUGAUCUUCGUGUCAUUUCUUCUCAUCAGACUGGAAUCCCUGCCCAUGGGAGCUAA
Molecule: messenger RNA, 573 nt
Organism: Elephantulus edwardii (Cape elephant shrew)
Lineage: Eukaryota; Metazoa; Chordata; Mammalia; Macroscelidea; Macroscelididae
Gene: CNTF
Product: ciliary neurotrophic factor
Exons: 2
Coding region: 1-573 (190 amino acids)
Biological process (GO): negative regulation of neuron apoptotic process; positive regulation of axon regeneration; astrocyte activation
Cellular component (GO): axon
Molecular function (GO): ciliary neurotrophic factor receptor binding; cytokine activity; growth factor activity
Source: RefSeq, a predicted model, not a curated record